GACAGGAGAUCGAUCAUAUAUCAUACUCAAAUUGUAUAUGUAUCUAUCGCUUUUUACUCUGAGCGAUCAAUUACGUGUUUGCUUUUUCAGAUUGUAUAUGUAUCUAUUGCUUUUUACUCUGAGCAAUUGAUUACGUGUUUGCUUUUAUAUAUUUAGAGCUAAUAGCUGCGUUUUCUCUCUCUCUUGAAAUGGCUGAUCUGAAUGAAAUUCGAAGAGUAUAUCAACUACUCGAGACAAAUGCUGAUGGAGCCGUUACUGUCCAUGAAAUCUGUCGAUUCACAAACAAGCUCGGAAUAGUAAUGGCAGAAGAAGAUUUGAGAUUAAUGGUGAGAAACAAAGGUGCAGAUGAUUGUAGCGAUAGUCUUCAAUUCGAAGAGUUUGUUGAAUUAUAUCAUUUCAUCUUCAACUGCGAACAAGACAAAGAUAUAUAUGAGUCAGAAGAUCUGAUGGAGGCAUUCAAGAUUUUUGAUGAGAAUAAAGACGGAUAUAUCUCUUGUGAGGAGCUGCAACGAGUUCUGUCAAGACUGGAAUUAAUUCCACAUUCGCAGCAACCACAGGAGUGCGAGAAAAUGAUAUGCAGAUUUGAUUCAGACUGCAAUGGAGUGUUAGACUUUUCUGAAUUCAAAUGUAUGAUGUCCGCUACAGUCUCUAUGAUAUCUUUGUAGAAUUUUUAAGGCCUCUAAACGUGAUAUAUUGUCUGUUUGUAUAUUUAUAAUUUCUUUUAUUGUUGAAAAGCAUGGAAUUUUUAAGUACUCGGUACAAAACUACCUGCCACGCUCUACAUCAACAAUUAUAAGCUCGCCUUAAACCUCUUCAAAUUUCGCCAACUAUGAGUAGUAUCAUGUGAUAUGCCUUGUUGCUGCUUACUUAGUUCUGAACUGAUUUCUCAUCCAUUGUUUAAUUCCUAUCUUCCUCAGUCCUUUAGGUCAAGUAGAGAUAAAUUCCUUCUUGUUCUAAACUCCUCUAGCCAUUGAUAAGAUUGUUCUUCUCACUAGGAAACCAGGGAAAAUGGCGUAAACAAACUAGCUUCAGGGGCUUCCCUCAACCUCUACUUCCUAGCAGUGUAGGGCUUUGACAAUGCUCCCUCCUUUUCCUGAUAGUGCAGGGGUUUGAUUAUUCUCAUUCCCCUCCUCUUAUAGCUAGAAAUGUUACCCCUAGUUGAUCACACCAAUUUCACAUAACCUUUCACUCAUAAACUGAUUACAAACCAUAUUUAUAUAUACAAGAUCAUGUUUUCAUGCUAAAAAUAAAUUCUUGAAAAAUUUAUCUCAAUCAAUCAAUGGGACUAUUUUUUUUUUUUAUAGCUCACUAGUGAUGUCUUUGACAAUCCUUUUGUCUCCAAGCUAGGUGCACUUCGACAGAUCCAUUGACCUAUUUGGAUGAUCAUUUUGGACACUAAUAUUUAAAGGGUGCAAACUAUUACCACAUUGUAUUUAUUUGCAAAUUUCUAUUUUCUGUUUGAAAGGUGUUCAUUGAAAUUUGUGGAUGUUCCUGCAAGAUACGAGAAAACUGUCAUCUUUCUGCAUUGUUCAUUU
Molecule: messenger RNA, 1535 nt
Organism: Cryptomeria japonica (Japanese cedar)
Lineage: Eukaryota; Viridiplantae; Streptophyta; Pinopsida; Cupressales; Cupressaceae
Product: calmodulin-like protein 6
Exons: 1
Coding region: 189-665 (158 amino acids)
Molecular function (GO): calcium ion binding
Source: RefSeq, a predicted model, not a curated record